GCCGAUCUUUGACUCUCCCUCCGCACAAUCUCGCUCUCCCUUUUCCAACCUCUGACGCUCUCUUGCUGCUGGCUCGACCGCCUCUCCCUUUCUCUCGAAGCUGCAGAGCAAGCGACGCAUCUUGUCCAGCAUCUACUGUACGCCGCCGGAAUCCGCCCGACUUCCUUAUCAUGGCGUCUCUUGCGAUGGCCGUGGUCAACGAGGCAGUGAAAGAGCUGCCUCUCCACAAAGCUGUAUCGGGGAUCUUUGGAAGCAUUAGCAUGGCAGCAUGGAUAUGUGUUAUUCUACCUCAGAUGAUUGUCAACUACCGAGCGAAGAGCGCCGAUGGGCUGAGCAUGCCGUUUCUGGUUGUCUGGAUGAUUGGCGACGCCACCAACUUGAUCGGUGGACUCUUUACGCAUCUGGCCCCGACAGCGGUCGCAUUGGCCAUGUACUUUUGCGUCGCCGAUUUCCUCCUCAUCUCCCAGUGCCUAUACUACAACACGAUCAACGCUCGCCGAGCUGCGGAGGAGGCGGAGGCGACCGAGGAGGCACCCCUUCUUGGAGAGCGGCGCAUGUCGCAUCGCCGAUCGGUGUCGAGCGAGGACGUCGGCAAGAUUGCGCCGGCCGGCGACGAACUAAUUGAGCGGUCUUCGUGGUCGUCCAAUGCAUUCAGCCUGAUUGCCGUAUAUGUUGUUGGAUUCAUGGGGUGGUACCUCUCAUACAAGGCUGGAGCAUACAACGAGGCAGACCCUCUCGUCUUCAACGCCGUGGAGUCGUCAGACUUGCUGGAGAAGAUUGGAAUGGUGUUGGGCUACUUUAGCGCAGUUUGCUACCUCUGUGCUCGAAUUCCCCAAAUCAUUAAAAACUACCGAGAAAAGUCUUGCGAAGGCCUCUCGAUUUUGUUCUUUAUGCUUUCCCUGACUGGAAACCUGACGUACGCAAUCAGCAUUGUGGCCUACUCCCAGGACAGGAAAUACAUCAUCAACACCAUCCCUUGGCUGAUUGGGUCUCUUGGCACCGUCGUCGAGGACGGCACCAUUUUUGUGCAGUUCCGAUUAUACGCCAACAACAGGCGAAGUGACGGCCAGGCAUAAAGCAUUACCGACUGGGAUUUGUCUGGGGAUUUGUCUCGAAUGCGCGUGCAUUGUAGAGCGGAAUAUUGGUUCACUCAACUCGGCAUAAUUUGGUGUUUACUUGUUUGGUUUAGUAUUGGAUGAGGCGUCACGGUGGAUUUCACUUGGCGUUCUGGCGCAGCAUGUUGAUAUGGGACUUUUAGGUUGAGUCUCAUCUGCAUAUUGUUUACCUUUGAUACUAAGGUAGGGCAUAAGGGCCCAUUGUGAAGAACUGCCUGUCUUGGGUGCAGGCAGUCUCACGGGAUAGAUUCUCAAAGAGAGCAAUCAUAUUAGCUAUUUUCUUCUUCUUCUUUAACUGUCUCUUUUGUUCAAUCUCAUCUAGGGAAAAACACCCCUUGAGCAAUUAUUCGUAAAUAAAUCAUAUUGACUUACAUG
Trichoderma harzianum CBS 226.95 is the source of this 1490-nucleotide messenger RNA. RefSeq lists its product as hypothetical. The transcript has 5 exons. Gene Ontology annotation, cellular component: fungal-type vacuole membrane. Gene Ontology annotation, biological process: basic amino acid transmembrane export from vacuole. NCBI's taxonomy places the organism in Eukaryota, Fungi, Ascomycota, Sordariomycetes, Hypocreales, Hypocreaceae. The record is from RefSeq and is a predicted model, not a curated record. Bases 171 to 1076 code for a protein of 301 amino acids.